This is a messenger RNA of Trematosphaeria pertusa, 3658 nucleotides long. Its product is annotated as Suf-domain-containing protein. The transcript has 4 exons. Gene Ontology annotation, molecular function: mRNA binding; protein binding. Bases 187 to 3291 code for a protein of 1034 amino acids. Gene Ontology annotation, cellular component: nucleus. NCBI's taxonomy places the organism in Eukaryota, Fungi, Ascomycota, Dothideomycetes, Pleosporales, Trematosphaeriaceae. Gene Ontology annotation, biological process: mRNA 3'-end processing. The record is from RefSeq and is a predicted model, not a curated record.
CGCAAGUGCAGCUUCACGGCCAACUUGUCCAGCGCUCUUGUCUCGCGCAAGAUUCGUUUGUCUGUGUAGGUGCUACUCCGCCAUCCCCUCCGCCUUCCUCCCUACGACGCCGGCUGCCAACCGCGCUGUCUGAAGGAGCCUCCUAAUUCUGCAGCUUCAACCGAUCGCCUUUCGCCUGGCCCGACCAUGGCCGGCAUAGACGCCGAGAUGGCCUCCUUCCUUGAGGCGCAGAAGCAAGAGUACGACCCCGCCACCGCCUACUCUCACCCCGCAGAGCACUCUGCGCCUGCCGACGACGAGGAAGAGUACGACCCGGAUAGCGCUUUCGCGAACCCUGCGCACACGCCGUCCGAUCAGUCGGCGUCGAUGCCCGAGUCCACUUCGAACACCCCCCCUCCAGCGACGGAAGGCGCCCCGAAACCCCAGCCCGCGGAUGCCGCUGCUGCGACGACGCCAUCCAAGCAGCCGCGCACCAAGGGUGGGUUUGUCGACGAGAGCAGCGAGGACGAUGAGGAUAAGGUGCCGGUCGCGAAGCCGACCUCGGCUGGUUCUGCAUUGCUGAAUGCUUCUGGGGUUUCAGAGUCUCCGCAGCGAUCUUCUACUCUCACACCAAGCAAUACACUUGCCCAACAAGACCAAAUUCCGUUACAUAGUAGUGCACAGGACCAGGGUGCCGCUCAAGUCCCUUUUCUUUCAGUCGCUCCACAUGCCACUGCUUCCACUGGUGCUGCUGCUGUCCCCAAUGGAGCUUCCCCCGCUCCAGACGCUACUAAACCAGGUGCUUCAGAUCACUUGAAAGACGCUUCAGCGCGGCAGUCUAAAGCUCCCGCUACUCCCGUGUCUGCUUCUUUGCCGAAGCCUCGUCUUCCGCAGGACCGGGUCGGCAUCCUGGAAGACCGAAUUGCUGAGGAUCCACGUGGUGACAUCGAAGCGUGGUUGAGUCUAAUCGAGGAACACCGUAGGCGGCACAGGCACGACGAAGCCCGCGCUGUCUUCGACCGAUUCUUCAAAGUAUUCCCGACAGCUGGUGAGCAAUGGGUGGAGUACGUGAACAUGGAGACGCAGCUCGACAACUUCAAACACGUCGAGGCCAUCUUCCAGCGCUCGAUCAUGCAAUGUCCCUAUGUUGACCUCUGGUCGUCGUACAUCAACUAUAUUCGGCGUAUCCAGAACUUGACUACCGAUCAGACCGGUCAAGCCCGCCAGGUCAUUACUCAGGUCUAUGAGUUCGUGCUUGAGAACAUCGGUAUCGACGUCAACGCGGGCAAAAUCUGGAUCGAUUAUAUCGAGCUGCUCAAGUCUGGCCCCGGCAUCCUCGGUGGACAGAACUGGCAAGACAUGCAGAAGAUGGACACGAUGCGAAAAGUGUAUCAGCGUGCGGUUACCGUUCCAACCAAUGCGACCAUGGAGCUCUGGCGUGAAUAUGACAGGUUUGAGCUGAGUCUAAAUAAAGCUACUGGCCGCAAAUAUUUGCAAGAAAAAUCACCUUACUACGUGAACGCACGAAGCGCUAUCAAUCUUCUCGGCAAUCUUACGAAAGACGUCAACCGCACCACCCUUCCGAAGCUCCCACCAGCCCAGGGCUUCGAGGGCUUCCAGGAGUACAUGGACCAGGUUAAGGCGUGGAAGAAGUGGAUUGAGUACGAGAAGAGCGACCCCCUUGAGAUCAAACUCGACGACAAAGCUCUCUACAAUAAGCGUGUCCUCUAUCUCUACAAGAACGCUUUAAUGGCCCUCCGCUUCUGGCCUGAGUUGUGGUACGAAGCAGCUGAGUGGUGCUACCAGAACGGCAUGCAGAAGGAAGGCGAUGAGCUUCUCAACAACGGAUUGGAAGCAAACCCGGAGAGCUGCUUGCUAGCCUUCAAGAAAGCGCACCAAGUUGAGCUCAGCACCGGCUGGGAGGAUGGCGAGGCUGGUGUCAUCAAGAAGGGCAAGGCAGUCCGCGAGUCGCUCGACAAGGUCCUUGACGCCUUGUACGAUCUUACGAAUAAAGUCAAGAAUCGCGAAGAGCAGGCCAUUGCACGAGCGAAAGAAGCCUUCGCCGCGCAGCAGGCUGCGGAGGAAGCCGCCCGAGCGAAAUCGGAGAAGGGCUCAGACGAUGACGAUGAGGACGAGGCCCGCGCAGCGGCGAAGCGACAGCAAGAGAAGCAGGAGGCUCUCGACGCUCAGCUGCAGGGCAUCAGCAAGGCUGCGACUGCUGAGAUCCACACGCUCAAGAAGACUCUGUCUUAUGCCUGGAUUGCCUUGAUGCAGGCCUUGCGUCGGGUGCAGGGUAGGGGCGCGCCCAACGCAAUCAUUCCUGGCUUCCGAGGCAUCUUCAGCGAGGCACGAAAGAAGGGCAAGCUGCUGAGCGACUUGUACGUUGCCAGCGCGCUCAUCGAGCACCGUUGCUACCAAGAUCCGGCCGCGAGUCGGAUUUUCGAGCGUGGCAUGAGGUUGUUCCCCGAUGAUGAGAACUUCGCAUUGCAAUACAUCAAGCAUCUUGUCGAGCUCAACGACUUAACCAAUGCCCGCGCCGUCUUCGAGACUAUUGUCAGCCGGCUCACCCAGAAGCCGGAGACAAUCCACCGAGCGAAACCUCUCUUCGUUUACUUCCACAACUACGAGUCUCAGUUUGGCGACUUGGCUCAGAUUACCAGGCUGGAGCGGCGCAUGGCCAUGUUGUUCCCUGAUGGCCAUCAGCUCCAGCGAUUCACUUCCCGGUUCUCGUCCGCCACCUUCGAUCCUACGACGGUGCUCCCGGUUGUUUCUCCUCGAACCCAGAUGCGGCCGGCGAUGCCCGGUAACGUGAUGCCGACCGUUGAGGUGUCCGCGCAAAUGAAGGAGGAACGUAUCGCUUCUCCGGCUCUCCUCAACUCCCCGCGCCUUGGCUACCUGCUCCCAGCCACGAACUCACCGAAGCGCCCACUGGAAGAUGAUGGCGAGCUCAAUCAACCUCGUAAGCUGGUCCGGGGUGAAUCGCCACUCAAGGGCGCUGCAGGCCGUCGGUUGGACGCUGCGCGCCGUAACCAAGGAAUCAGUGGUGGGAACACACCCAGGGCGACCGGCCCAGCACCCCUCCCAUGGGGCGUCAACUUCAUGCUCGAUAUCAUUCCCAGCGCCAAGUAUUACAAUGAGAUGCGCUUCAACCCCGAGAAGGUGGUCUCUUUCCUUCGCAGCCUGACUCUCCCGCUUCCCGAGAAGCUGCAGCCUGCCCCAGCGCCUCCGGCAUCAGCGCCUCCUUCCGGCAACAUUGGAGCCCAGUUGCAGAAUAUACAGGCUCGAUAUGGUGGAGGAGGAGGUUGGUCUUGAGGGCCGCCAAGCUGUGCAAUGCGCGGAAUGGGAUAUCGGCCCGGUCUAUGACUGGCGAUCAAAAGCCGGUCGAGGACCUGCUAGCUCCUACUUCCAGUGAUCAGGAGAGUACAGGAUGAUGACUUUGGCAUGCCCAUCUGUGGGCUUUUCUUCCUUUGUUCAAAUCGGGCGGUCUAGGUCUUUCAUCAGGGAUUGCGAACCCGGACUCACAGCGUGGCGUUGGCUCUGGCUCAUUUCCCUUGAUCGAGACAUUCUGCACAACGGAUGCGGAUGCCCAUGUAUAGUAUAGCCUCGAAAGUAUCUAAAAGGACUUCCACUCGGAAGACAGCUAUUAGAGCUGUGAAUCACUUUAAAAAGACUGUGUCUG